This is a messenger RNA of Vanrija pseudolonga, 1700 nucleotides long. RefSeq lists its product as uncharacterized. Gene Ontology annotation, biological process: rRNA methylation. The coding region runs from base 18 to 1631 and encodes 537 amino acids. NCBI's taxonomy places the organism in Eukaryota, Fungi, Basidiomycota, Tremellomycetes, Trichosporonales, Trichosporonaceae. The transcript is spliced from 2 exons. Gene Ontology annotation, molecular function: rRNA (adenine-N6,N6-)-dimethyltransferase activity. The record is from RefSeq and is a predicted model, not a curated record.
GACCCCAUCACACCCCGAUGCCGAAACUACGCCUGCCGCCGCUACCGCCGCCGGCAGAAUGGCGUACGAUGAUCCCGCGCGCGAGCGCGAUCGAGACGAGCGCAGGCAUGCGCGAGUCGGUCAAGCGGCACUACCUGACCAACCCGACGAUCGCGAACCAGUUCGUGCGGCACCUGGGGCUGCGGGACAACGAGGUGGUGAUUGACGCGUAUGCGUCGACGGGCAUCAUGACGCGCGCGCUGCUCGCCGGCGGGCGGGAUACCACCACGCCAAAGGACUGGGCCAAGGUCGCGGCAGAGGUCGGGCCGAUUGGCGCGCAGAUGGGCAAGACGAAGCGCCGCAACUCGGGCCAGUUCACCUUCCCCCCCUGGGACGUUGCGCACGCCGUGCCCGCCAAGAUCCCGCCGAAAGAGAACGGCGAGAAGGCGCGCACGCCCGUGCUGGUGGUCGCGAACGACCCGGCCGUCAACCAGCUGUCGCGAGGACUGGGGUUCGACCCGGACUGGGCGCCGCCCAACUCGUGGGACUUCAACCACCAGCAGGACGCCGAGCGGAUGAAGGACUUUCCCAAGCGCGCGGCCGACCGCGACAUGACGCGCAUCUACCCCUCGCAGCUCGACGACCGGCUCAAGUUUAGCAUCUCGUCCCCGUUUUUGUGGGACACGGUGCCCGGGAUCCUGUCGAGCCCCGAGGUAUGGCCCAAGCUGCCGGUGUACGACGCCGACAAGACGGGCGUCGAGGCCACCAAGCGGCCCUGGCUGGCCAUGGCGCCGCCGAUCACGUUCGUCGCGUCCGUCCCCGACACUACGCUCGGCGAGCAGAUGGUGUCCCAGUGGAUCACGACGGUUGUCGGGUCAGACGAGUACGGCCGCUCGUGGCUGUGGCAGUGGGGCCGGGUGCGCGUCGCGCUGCUGGUGACGCAGAGCGUGUACGAUCGUAUCAUGGCGCAAAGCGGCGAGACGAUCCGCGGAAAGCUCAGCGUGCUCGCCCAGGCCCUGUUCCACAUCCGGCCCCUGCCGCCGUACCACCACGUGCCGGACGUCGACAAGCGCUCCAAGCGGACCUACACCGACAUGGACUGGCGCGAGCGCAGCGCCAAGCAGCCGCGGUCGAGCAACACGAUUGCUGCCCCGCCCCCGACCACGGAAGUGACGCUCACGCGCCGCGACGACUGGUUCCCGCCCGCGCACCGCUCGCGCAUGGUCGCUGCGGACGGCGAGGCGCUCGUGCUCGACCCGAAGAAGCGCCCGCCAAAGAGCGAGGUCAUCGACCGCCCGCUGCUCCUCGGCCUCGAGCUGCUGCCGCGCACUGACCCGCUAGUGCUGCCUGAGACCCGCGACUCGUGGGAGUACGUCCUCCGCAAGCUCUUCGUGCGCGAGAGCCAGCCGCUGUCCGUCGUGCUGCCGAGCCUCGCGUUCGGCGCCGAGAAUUUGCUCGACAAGAUCGAGGCAGAGGACAGCCCGUACGCUGGCCGCGCCGUGUCGCGGACCACCACGGUGCGCAACCUCGAGAUUGAGGAGUGGCACCGUAUCGUCGACACGUUUGACAAGUGGGCCUUUAGGCCAGAGAACCUCAUCAUGGACUCGAGGAUUGACGCCGACGAGGGCCGCCAUGUUGGCACGUCGAUCUAGGCGGCAACAUACCGCUGGACUGGAGCACACCCACCCCGCACACAUAUAUCUCGCAUUUGUAUACCCAUC